AUGGAAAACCCAYCCAAGCUCUGUGCAGAGGAAUUCCYUCCUACCUYGCUUAUCCAGCUCCUGCCUUGGGGAGUUAAUCACUUGAAAGCCCAAGUGUUCUUUCAUUUCUUUUCCUGGCAUCAACAGGUGGAAGUAAAGAAAAAAGUCUCCAUUGGUGGAGGCUACCAAAUUAUGACCAUCAAUAGAAAAUGGCUCGUGGCAAGUAUUGAACAAAAGACCAACCGUGGCUCCUGGAAAASCAUCUGGAACUAUGACACGGGCUUUAUGGCAACCAAAGUGCUGCCCGAGAGAGCUUGCUACAUUUCCAUAAUGAACAGAACAGAGAUGCCCAGCUUUGAUGCACUUCCCCAGCUGGCUGCAGACAGCAGGAACCAGCAUCAUCAAAGACCSCCUACAAAGGAGAUCACAUUCACCCUCGUCAAGAGAACAAUUCGUGACCUUGAAUCAUAUGGACCAGACACCUUCUCUACAUGCAUAGGACUCAUCACCUACGUGGCUUACGAAGUUCACGGACCACAAUUCGAUCUCAGAUCAUGUACCAGACUUGAUGUCCUUCAGUAUUUGUCCCUCGUGUACUGUCAUAACAGUAACUACGUGUGA
Messenger RNA from Malurus melanocephalus (red-backed fairy wren), 600 nucleotides. Its product is annotated as gastrokine-1-like. NCBI's taxonomy places the organism in Eukaryota, Metazoa, Chordata, Aves, Passeriformes, Maluridae. The transcript is spliced from 5 exons. Gene Ontology annotation, biological process: regulation of cell population proliferation. The record is from RefSeq and is a predicted model, not a curated record. Bases 1 to 600 code for a protein of 199 amino acids.